AUGAUUUAAUAAAAUUUCUAAAAAAUAAUAUUAAUUUAAUAAUUGUUAAUAAAAUCUUUGAUUGUAAAGUUUUUUUGUGUUAAAUAAUUCUCAUAUAUUUACUUAAUAAAAAAAAUUUAGAAUAAAGACUUUUGGCUAAAAGAAGUAAUGUUACUAAUCCUAAAAUUUAAAUUAACUGGGGUAAAAUAUUGGUAAAAAGAUCUGCUUCUAUAUUAUAUUAUUCAAAUUUUUCACUUAAAUUAAUUUAUUUUUCUUUUCUUGUUAUUAAAUUUAAAUAAUCAUCAAUUUCAAAAAGUUUUAAAUAAGAUGAUAUAGAUAGCAACUCCUAUGCUUAAAAAUAUAUGUAUAGAUUUUCAGGAUAAUCUACAUUAAUAAAUCUUAAGUAUGAUUGAUAUUACAGAAGAUUUAGGGUUUCAACAACGAUCGAACUUUCACCAGAAACUAAAGAAAUUACACAUAAAGAAAUUGCUCCUAUCAUAAAUGCUUUAUUUGAUUAUUAAGCAUAAUUAGAUACUUAUCUUACUUAUUCAGUUAUUAUUUUUGGGGGUUAAAGAUAAAUUUACUAAAUAGGAUUUAAAAGUGUUUAAUUAUUUGAGUUAACAAUUUCAUGAUUCAGUUAAACUUAAAGAACUGGUUUUGUUGAAAGCUAUGAAAAUAUUUGAAUGA
Messenger RNA from Paramecium primaurelia, 666 nucleotides. The record is from the annotation of a GenBank genome assembly. NCBI's taxonomy places the organism in Eukaryota, Ciliophora, Oligohymenophorea, Peniculida, Parameciidae.